This is a messenger RNA of Fimicolochytrium jonesii, 1260 nucleotides long. RefSeq lists its product as uncharacterized. The coding region runs from base 1 to 1260 and encodes 419 amino acids. NCBI's taxonomy places the organism in Eukaryota, Fungi, Chytridiomycota, Chytridiomycetes, Spizellomycetales, Powellomycetaceae. Gene Ontology annotation, biological process: cell division. The transcript is spliced from 4 exons. Gene Ontology annotation, molecular function: protein binding. The record is from RefSeq and is a predicted model, not a curated record.
AUGAGGGCUUUGGAGCUGAGUCCAUUCUUGUGGGACGCGUACCAGGAACUGUGCGAUUUGCGGACGGCACCCGAGAGCGAGCUGGUGUUCGGAGCGCGCACUGCACCAACGUUAAUACCACGACCUGCAGCACCAGCGAAUCCGAAUCCCUCCAAAAAGGCCCAGAGCAGGAAACGGAAUCGGGACGGAGAACGCAAACCCGAAAGCGGCCCUACCUCCGACGCCGACGACGCAACCGACACCCAGCCCCAACGCAAGAAACGCGCCACAUCCGCCGGCGACGCUAUCCUCCACGACUUCCAGCUCCUCGGCGCCGCAUACCGCCACCUCACCCGCUACGAAAGCCGCGAAGCCCUGCAAGCGUUCGCAGGGGUCAGCGAAGCACAUCUGAAAACCGGGUGGGUGAUGACACAGAUGGCCCGCUGCUUCUACGAAAUCGCGCGAUACCCCGAAGCAGCCAAGCAUUUCCGAGAAGCGAGGGAUCUGGAGCCGUGGCGGUUAGACGGGCUCGACCUGUUUGGCAGUUGUUUGUGGCACCUUAGGGAAGAAGUCGAGCUGGCAUUCUUGGCAAAGGAUAUGGAAGCGAAUGACCGGUUGGCGCCGCAGACGUGGUGUAUUGUGGGGAACCUGUACAGUUUGCGGCAGGAGCAUGAGUUGGCUAUCAAGUGCUUUUCGCGGGCGAUUCAGCUGGACCCCUAUUAUUACUACGCGUAUACGCUUACGGGGUUCGAGUAUAAGAUGAAAGAAGAAUUCGAGAAGUCUGUGGACUAUUUCCAGAAAUCGAUACGGAUUGAGCCGGGGCCGUUUAAUGCUUGGUUCGGAAUGGGGGAAAUAUUCUUCCAACAAGAAAACUACCGCACCGCCCAAUUCCACUACGACAAAGCCAUCAAGAUAAAUCCCCGGAACCCUAUCAUCCAAUACCAUCUCGGAGUCAUCCUGCAAAAACUAGAACACCCCGAAAAAGCAAUAUCAGCUUUCGAGAAGGCAGUCAAACUCGACGAAAAGAACCCGCUGUAUAGGUUCCGACUAGCCUACGCCCUCGUGCAAGAAAAACAAUACGAGAAAGCCCUACACCUCCUCGCACCCCUCGAGGGCUUCACGCAAUCCGAAAGCAACGUCUUCCUCCUGAUCGGCCGGAUCCACAAAGCGUUGGGAAACAAGAGCAAAGCGCUGUUGGCGUAUACGAAGGCGAGGGAUCAUCGGGGGUCGAGGUGUGAUGUUAUCAAUGAGGCUGUUGGUAAGUUGUGCUUCGUUUCCUGA